AUGGAAUCUGUUUAUUUGAAAAUGGCAACCAAAACGGAGCCGUACAAACGCUUCUUCUGCUCUUUUCCCGACUGCUCGGCUGUUUAUAACAGGCAGUGGAAACUGGACGCCCAUUUAUGUAAACACACGGGGGUUUGGCCCCACGCGUGUCACCACGAGGGCUGCGGUAAGUCCUUCUGCACGCCUUACCACCUGGCCCGCCAUGAGCUCAGCCACAGCGGCGUGAAGCCCUUCCGCUGCUCCGUGGAGGGCUGCGCGGAGGCUUUCACCACCAGCACGAACCUAAGAAGGCACGUCAGCCGCAUCCACGGCCGAGAGCAGAAGAAAUACGCCUGCAAGUUCCAUGGCUGCGGGCUGGAGUUCAAGAAAAACAAGCAGCUGAGGGCCCAUAUGUGUGAGCAGCAUAGGCAGCUGCCCCCUUACCAGUGCACCCAUGAGGGUUGCCAGAUGCGAUUUUCCGUCCCCAGUAAAUUGAAGCGACACGAGAAGGUACACAGAGGUUACCCCUGCGUGGAGGAGGACUGCCCCUUCACAGGGAAGACCUGGACGGAUUUACUGAAGCACAGGAAGGAGCAGCACAGGGCGGUUCUGAGGUGUGAGCACUGCAGCAAGGAAUUCAAGGACUCCUGGUUCCUCCACCAGCACCAGCGCGUUCACUCUGACACCAGGAUCGUCUACAAGUGCCCCAGGGAAGGCUGUGGCAGGUCCUACACCACCAUCUUCAACCUGCAGAGCCACAUCAGCUCUUUCCACGAAAACCUGCAAUCCUUUGUCUGCACUUAUGACGGCUGUGGUAGGGCUUUUGCCAUGAAACGCAGCCUCCAGCGACACAGCGUGGUCCAUGAUCCGGAGGGAAGGAAGCUGAAGAAGAGCAGACCAAAAAGAUCUAUCGCUUCUAGAUUGAGUGGCUACAGUGAAACAAAGAGAGUGGUAUACAAAAAGCACAGAGAACCUGAGCUAAAGCGUGAGACUUCUAAAGAGAAAACAGAGCAACCUAGUCCUGUUGUGUUGGUGCCCCUCAUGCAGGACACGUCUUUAAUGUGUGGCCCUGCUGUAGAGACACAUGGACUCACAAAUGUCAUGGCUAAUCCUUUAUCAGUGUAGAUUUCUAUAGAAGAAAAGGAAUGAAGACACUUUAUAAAAGAGUUUACAAUGUAUUUUUAUCUAUGGUCACUGAGAGAAUGGAAGGAAAUGUAUUUAUAUGUACACACACAUGUGUAAUGUGAAAAAAAUAUGCAUGUAUCUUGGGAGUUUGACAUUUUUUGGAGCCAUUUAAUAUUUCCAUGAGUUAUUUGUUCUCUGUACCUACUUCAUGUUCAGAGAAAAAUGAGGCUGGACCUUAUCCCAUCUGCCACUGUGGGCAAAGCAAAUGUCCUUGUCUAUUCAACAGAGAGAUUUCAAUGUCACAAUUGAAAGCAGUUGAUUAAAUUCUGUUUUGUAUGUUUCUUUCUUCAGGUUCCUUAUGUAAUGUUGCCCUUUGGUAGUGGACACAAUUUUAUUUUAUUUUUUGCAAAAACUGUAAAAUGUCCCGAUAAUUUAACUUGUACAGAAAAAAAUAAAUUUAAACUUGAAAACUA
Molecule: messenger RNA, 1577 nt
Organism: Girardinichthys multiradiatus
Lineage: Eukaryota; Metazoa; Chordata; Actinopteri; Cyprinodontiformes; Goodeidae
Product: transcription factor IIIA-like
Exons: 1
Coding region: 1-1104 (367 amino acids)
Cellular component (GO): nucleus
Source: RefSeq, a predicted model, not a curated record